Molecule: messenger RNA, 1696 nt
Organism: Juglans microcarpa x Juglans regia
Lineage: Eukaryota; Viridiplantae; Streptophyta; Magnoliopsida; Fagales; Juglandaceae
Exons: 6
Coding region: 404-1243 (279 amino acids)
Source: RefSeq, a predicted model, not a curated record
UUUUAGUCAAUGAUGGUAAAGCUGAUAGGGUGGCCAGCAUGGCCACCACUGUCGUCGAAGAAAUUCGAAGCCAUAAUUGUCGUUCACCGGCUCGAAGGUUUAACUUUAACUCAAUUUGAGAGCGGGAAGGCAUUGGUGUGUGAACUUAAGUGGAAAGGUCAGAAGGGAGCUUUGAGUUCACUGAGGCGCUCUGUAAAGAGAAAUUUCACCAAAUAAGUGGGUGUUGGAGAUGAUGGGGUGCUGGAAUGGAACGAGGGGUUUCGAAGUUUGUGUAGUUUCUCGGGCUACAAAGAGGGUGUGUUUUGUCCAUGGGAGGUCUCAUUUACGGUGCUUAGUGGUAUGAACGAAGGGUCCAGGAACAGGGUUCGAGUUGUUGGAACUGGAUCAUUGAACUUGGCAGAAUAUGCUUCUGAAGCUGAUGGAAAAAGAGACCCAAAUUAAUGUUUCUGUCAAAGUCCCAAUUGGCACUACUGAGUGUAGUCCCUCACUCUGGUUAUCUGUCAGUUUACUGGAAUUGCUAAUUGCUCAACAACCUUCAGAGACGGUGCAGAAGUCAAUAGUUUGCCUUCCACUGUCACUCUGUUAUGCAAAAGCUAACUCAACUGAAAGAGAUGAGUUUUCUGCCCUUAAAGCUGGUCUGAGAAAAGUGAAAAACUUCACAGAUUAUGUCUCAGCAGUUAGAGCAAAGAAGGCAAGCUGUGAAGAAGAGGGAAGUGAUGGUAGGUGUUCCGAUAAAAGCAUGGAUCCCGAGUGCAAUUAUCCCUUUUACACAGAUUCACUUAAUAAUGAUGAGUGGCAAUCAGAGGAAACAAAGGAUGAUUAUAGCAUUAACGGCCAAAAUGACUUCUGGAUCUAUUACAGCACCAGUAAACUGGAUGUGGGAUGCUGUAAUAUUGGCAAUUCACGUGCUCUAAUUUCUGAGCAGAUCCUGAGGCCAAAUUUGAAGCACAUUAUCCUCUCUUGGAAGAAGAGAAAACUAAGCUUCAGGAUUCAUAAAGCCAAAGGGGAAACUUUUCUGAAAAAAAACGUUACGGAGAAGAGGGUGGAGAGGAUAUUUUAUGAUUGUAGGCAGCUUAGCUCCUCUGACGAGUCUAGUUCAGGGUUGCUUGAGAAUGUUUUGGUACAGAUGGGUCAUCAAUAUCUGAGUUUGAGAGCACAUGUACAGCUCUGGUUGCAGUCAUUGCUGAUUGGUUGCAUUCCAACCAAGAUGAGCUCCCCAUCAAGUCUGAAUUUGACAGGCUGAUUAGAGAUGGAUCAUUGGAAUGGAGAAGUCUUUGCCGCAAUGGGGCCUACAUAGAGCAGUUCCCCGACAAACACUUCGAUCUUAAGACAAUUCUCCAAGCUAAAAUCCGUCCUCUUUCUAUAGUUUCAGAAAAUUCCUCUAUUGGAUUCUUCCAUCCAGAAGGACUGGAGGAGGGGAGUUUGGACUUCCUACACGGUACCCUGUCCUUCGACAAUAUAUGGGAUGAGAUCAGCAGCCGUUCUACAUUAGACUGCUCAAGCAAUGAUGAGCCACUUCUUGCUUAAGGUUUUUUCGUGCUAAAGGUUGAGGAGGAUGCUUACUACAUCAUCGACACUUUAGGGGAGAGACUCCAUGAAGGAUGCAACAAAGCAUAUGUCCUCAAAUUUGAUAGACAACAAUUUUACGAUUGUCAAAUGAGAGUCAAGCAUCAGAUGAAAAACUUGCUAGUGAUAA